Messenger RNA from Amphiprion ocellaris (clown anemonefish), 2558 nucleotides. RefSeq names its product canopy FGF signaling regulator 3 (gene cnpy3). Gene Ontology annotation, molecular function: signaling receptor binding. The transcript has 6 exons. The record is from RefSeq and is a predicted model, not a curated record. Gene Ontology annotation, cellular component: endomembrane system. NCBI's taxonomy places the organism in Eukaryota, Metazoa, Chordata, Actinopteri, Pomacentridae. The coding region runs from base 149 to 1006 and encodes 285 amino acids.
GAAGUGUCUGCUGAUGUGAACCGGAGAGGAACCGGAGAAGGAACCGGAGAGGGAUGUAAAAAAAACGGGAAAUAACGGCUCUGAGCGGAGUUUUAGUGAAAGUAGACACAUUUAACCAGAAGAUAAGGAGAAGAACUCGGCAGACGGGAUGGUUUUAGCCGCCUACGUCUGGUUUUUGUUGGUAUUUUGUUCGGUGGGAGCAGCGAAGGAUGAAGAAGACUGGGUUCAUCUGCCCAACAAAUGUGAAGUCUGUAAGUUUGUCAGCAUUGAGAUGAAGUCGGCGUUUGAGGAGACGGGAAAAACCAAAGAGGUGAUCGACAGAAACUAUCGAUUCAUCGACGGAAAGGGAGCGCCGCCCAUCAAGUACCACAAGUCAGACCUGAGGUUCAUCGAGGUGGUAGAAAACGUCUGUCAGAGGCUGCUGGAGUACAACCUGCACAAAGAGAGGACUGGCAGCAACCGCUUCGCCAAGGGCAUGUCUGAGACCUUCUCCACCCUCCACGGGUUGGUGAACAAAGGAGUGAACGUGGUGAUGGAUAUUCCCUUUGAGCUCUGGAACGAGACCUCAGCAGAAGUAGCUGACCUGAAAAAACAGUGUGACGUCCUGGUGGAGCAGUAUGAGGACGUGAUUGAAGACUGGUAUAAAGGCAGCCAGGAGGAGGACCUGACCACAUAUCUGUGUGAGAAGCAUGUUCUGAGAGGACAGGACACGGCCUGUCUGCAGGAGGAAUUCUCCGGCAGGAAGAAGGGAGACCAGGCAGCCAUCGCAGAGGACAAGAAGAAGAAAAAGAAGAAGAAGAAGGGAGGAAAGAAGGGGAAAGGAAGAGGGGAGGACGGGGGAGACGGAGGGGACGGGGGUUCGGAGAAGAAGAAGAAGGAGAAGAAGAAGAAGAAGAAGAGUAAAGCCCUGGUGGAGAAGAUGGAUGGAGGGAUGGACGGAGGGGCCACAAGGGACGAGGAGAUCCAGCCUCAGGUGCCUCUGUCUGGGCAGAAGACAGAGCUGUGAGUCCCUCCUCCUCCUGGAAGUCUGGAGGUCCACCUUAGUAAAACUAGUCUGCAGCUGGAUUCUGUUCUGUUAACGGAAACUUUCUGUCUGGAUUCUGUUACAAUUAACGGUUUCUAAGGUCUGGAACCUGGUGCUGUUUGUUAUGUGAGGAAUCAGAGGCCACCUCAACAUUUAUAUCCAGUAUUUCAAACUUAUCUCAUGUUUCUGCUCUUAUUUUGGUCAUUUUCUCCCUCAUGUUGGCUGAAUCCAGGCUUUAAAACUCAGAUUCAUCUCAGUAAAACCCCUUAAGGGUGAUUUAGUUUAUCAGAGCUGGAGUUUUAUUAGAUUUUCCAUCAGUAAGAACAACUCUGUAAGCUCCAUUUUUAAUAAUUUAACUCAUUGAUCAGCAAACAGCCAAACUGGAUCUCAUUUUCCUUCAUCAGAUGGGAUCAUUUUCUGUAUUUCUCAGGUUUGUUGUUUAGUUUUUAACUCAUAAGUCGACCUGAGAAUUAGUUUUAGCGGCUCUUUGGGUCCUGAAAGCUCCUGAUUGCUACUUUAGACUAAAUAAUUUAUAAUAAACUGAUAAAUAUCUGCAUUAACACUGGAUCUGUGACUCCUCAGAGUUUAAAGCUGUGACAACUCAAGAAAGGAGUUUAGUUUUCUGUGUUUCAGCUGGAUGUUAAUUAGAUCUGAAGGUUUCUUUCUGUAUCACUGCAUAAUGGGACUGUUUGUUGAUGUUUUUUGUGUUUGUUUUAAAGCCUCGUAGUUCCAGAAAUGUUCAUUCCAGAUGUUUUUAAGAAGGAGAAGGUUCAGUUUAGUGGACGGUUAAUAAACUUUAAACACUUUAUUAGAAUCACCUCCACAGCACUCAUACUGUGUCUUUUAUAACCAUUAAGGCUAAAAUCUGCUGUUUCUAAUUGUUUUGAAUUUAAUUUGUUGUCUGAAAUUCAUCUGGUGACCCACUGCUGUAUUAAACUGUAUUAGGUUGGAAUGUUCUCUUAAUAUUUUGUCACAUUUUGUCAAAUAUGAAACUGUAAAAAGUGUUUGUCCUGCAUUAGAUUGCUCAGGUGUUCCUAUUAAAAUGUUCGUUAUUCAGUGAGAAACCAACCAGGAGUACAGGAGCAACUGAUUUUAUCAUGUUUAAUUAAACCUAGCAGAGAAUUGUCCUUUUAUUUCUGUUGAAUUUGUACCUUUAACCAUCUCAACGAAGCAGAUUUUCUCAUUUUAUGCCAAAAUACGACAAUAAUAAGGUCUCAGUUUCAGUGAAAUUCCACUUUAAACAGUAAAAACAACGUGAAGGAUUUCUAUUUUUAAUAUAAAUGUAAAUGAUUUGUGUUGUUGUUUGUUACGAUAAUUUUUUUCAUCGACGGUUUUAUUUCUGUUUGCUGUAAAAGAGCUGCUAUUUAAUGUGUGUGUGUGUGUGUGUGUUGUUGAAAGAUGAAGGUUGUGUGUGAUUUUUGCAGUUUCUCCAGUGUGUGUUUCUACCAGGUUUUUAUUGAUGGUGUGUAAUCCGCUGGCUGUGUUGCUUUUUAAACCAGAGCAUCAGAGGAUCAAUAAACAGCAUUUAAAACUC